AUGAGAAGUUUAAGCAAGAUCUUAUUUAGGCGUCCUCAACUUUGGCUGUCGCGAGUUGCACCUGCGUUGGGUUAAAAGUCUUUGUUUAAAUACAGUGCAAGUAUGAAUUGUAGCAAUUGUUUAGAUUCAAACCAUUUCUUAAAUAGCAAACUCAAAACCAUUCCCUUGCAGAAUUAUAAGGCAGAAUAGAGUGAAAUAGAUUCCAAAGUAGAGCCCACUGAUUUCUGUCUCUUUAGUUCGAUUCAACCAAUCUUUCCCAAUAAUCCUAUGAAUUGUCAGAUCAAAAUCGGAAAUUUGAAACGAAUCACUAAGCCACUCCUCUACUCCAUUAUUUCCCCUGACAACGGAGAGAUUUUCACUAUCGGCAUAGCUUUGAGUAAAUCAGUCGAAAAGAAUUUAAAUGCCGAAUUAAAACUCUUAGAAUAACGAGAUGCGAAUGGAAACAUUUUAAUAAAUGAUCCUAUGAGCAACACAUUCAACUUAGACAUAAUAUCAAGACAAAAAAAUUAUCGAUUCAAAAUCACUAAGAUAGAAAUGACACCCGACGGAAUAUUUGCACAAGGAAUACCUUAUAAAGAUCGACCCUUAACAUAAGCAGAAUAAAUAAUCGAUAUCCAACACGAAAUUCGCAUGGUGAGUUCACUUGUACAAUAAAUAAGAAAAUUAGCCUAAUAUGAUAGAGUGGAAGUAUUCUCAGAGGUUAAGUAUUCCCUAUUGGAUUCGAGUGAAAAACUCACUCCCAAUUAAGUUGAUGAAUUAGUAUUCUAAAUUGCUGCAGGUCUCUCCAAAUUAUUCACCAACAACCUGAAAAUGAAUACGUCCAAUUUCGUAUAACAAUUGUUGGAGAGUCAAACUUACAUUGACAGACUCUUCAUCCUUAGAAAAUAAUUGGAGAAUAUGUCAGGAGUACUUGAUCUAGUGAAUAAGCAUUUCAAAGAAGCUGACUCCUCUCUAUUGAAGUUGCAUCAAUAAACUCUAGCCAAAUUAGCAACGGAAUACAUUAGAUAAAACUAUUUGAAGGAUGCUUCUCAAUCUUAAUAAUAAGGAGGAACUGCUGGAACCUAAUAAUUUGGUGGUGAUAAGUAAUCAUCAUUAGUAAAAAAGUACUACGAUAAAUUAUCAUUGAUUACUGAUGAAUCCUCAAGAGAAAAAGUUAAACGAGAAAUCGAGAGAUUCAGCCUACUUGACAAACAGAGUUCAGAAUUUCAUAAAAUCAAUUCCUAUUUGGAUGAAGUCUUUAGUAUUCCAUUUCAAAAAUUUACACCUGUUCAAUGGGAUAUCCAAUUUGCUAAGGAUGUCCUUGACAAAGAAAUAGAAGGUUUAGAGAAAGUCAAAGAAAGAAUUAUAGAAAUGAUAUCAGUCAACAAAUUAAAGAAUGCAGGCUCUAAAGCUAAAGGGUUUAUUCUACUACUAAACGGUCCCCCAGGUACUGGAAAAACCUCAAUAGCCAAGAGCAUUGCCAAAUCCUUAAAGAGAACUUCAAGAUUCAUUUCAUGUGCUGGAGUUGCAGAUCCAACUUUCUUCAAAGGACACAAACGUACUUACGUAGACUCAAUGCCUGGUGUGUUUAUCAGAGAAUUAAUCAAAUCCAAUACCAUGAAUCCUGUGUUCAUUCUGGAUGAGUUGGACAAGGUAUCGAAACAUCAUUCAGGUGGUGCUGAUCCUUAUUAUACCUUAUUGGAAAUAUUGAAUCCUGAAGAAAAUCAUAAUUUCACUGAUCAUUACAUGGAUAUCAGUGUAGAUUUUUCACAUGUUAUUUUCAUUCUAACAUCUAAUGACACACUUUAGAUGUUAGAACCACUUAAAAAUAGAUUAGAAACUAUUGAUAUCUCAGCUUAUAUAUAAGAAGAGAAAUUAUUAAUAGCAAACAAUUUCUUAGUUAAUAAAAGCAUUGAAUCAAAUGGUAUCUAAUCCUAAAUGAUCAAAUACGAUGAAUAAGCCUUGACCAAAAUCAUUAAAGCCUGGUGCUACUAAGAAAGUGGAGUCAGAGAAUUGAAAAGAUGCUUAGAAAAGAUUGCUAGAAAACAUGCUACUAAUCUAUUAGCUGACAAUCCUAAUCUCUGUGAUAAAGUUGAUGAAUUAAAUCAAAUAAUUUUUGAUCCUACUAGUUAAAGUUUAGACUUAACUAAAGAUCAAAACCUUAGAAUGUGA
This is a messenger RNA of Paramecium tetraurelia, 2151 nucleotides long. RefSeq lists its product as uncharacterized. Gene Ontology annotation, molecular function: ATP-dependent peptidase activity; serine-type endopeptidase activity; ATP binding. The record is from RefSeq and is a predicted model, not a curated record. The transcript is spliced from 4 exons. Gene Ontology annotation, cellular component: mitochondrial matrix. Gene Ontology annotation, biological process: chaperone-mediated protein complex assembly; protein catabolic process; mitochondrion organization. Lineage: Eukaryota; Ciliophora; Oligohymenophorea; Peniculida; Parameciidae.